UAAAGAGAAAAGAACAUUUGGGAUAAAGAUUAAAGCCACUACCUUCAGCUCUUAACAAGCAAUCAAAGUAACUCAAAAAUAAUACUGCACCCUGAAGCAGACCCAUUCCACUCUCUCCCUUUUCUCUGCCUGUGAGAGUGUGUGAACUUUUUCAUGGAGAAUUUUAGAUCUAUGUCCACUAGAGAAGGUAGGAUGCAGAUGGAGAGCUAUCAUGGAGACGGAUCAAAUCCAACCAAUAUGCAUGAUCUGAGAAGUUACAGUACUUCUUAUGUUUCAUCUGUGCAGCCACCUCAUAUGGGUAAGGAGGUGAUCAAGAUCAAAAAAGGCAAGAGCAGUGUUGGACCUGCUUUAAAAAGUUGGAGUUUCAAUGAUCCUGAGUUGCAGAGAAAGAAGAGAGUUGUUGGGUACAAGGUCUAUGGAGUGGAGGGUAAGAUGAAGGGUUCUCUAAGGAAGAGCUUCAGGUGGAUCAAGGACACUUUCAAUGGAUUGUGGUGAUUUUUGGGCUUUGUGAACUGUGAUGCUGUAAAUGACGUUGUGGAAGGCCGAAACAUAGUAUUACUCUCUGAGGUGAUUCAACUUUACCUUUUGAUAGAAGCAGUGAGCAUUUUAUCAUUAGCGAAUGCUGUUCCAUGCUCCUCACUGACCUCUGUAGGUGUUUGUUCUAAGCUGAGAAGCCUGAGCUUGUGUCAUUGUGAUCUCUCGAUUUUGCAAGUGUAAAACACCUUUUUAGGUUCCUUUUUUCCCUUAGCAGAAUAUAUAUCUCCAUGAGCACACCUUC
Molecule: messenger RNA, 778 nt
Organism: Ilex paraguariensis (yerba mate)
Lineage: Eukaryota; Viridiplantae; Streptophyta; Magnoliopsida; Aquifoliales; Aquifoliaceae
Source: the annotation of a GenBank genome assembly